Carica papaya (papaya) is the source of this 1202-nucleotide messenger RNA. Its product is annotated as F-box protein SKIP22-like. NCBI's taxonomy places the organism in Eukaryota, Viridiplantae, Streptophyta, Magnoliopsida, Brassicales, Caricaceae. Gene Ontology annotation, molecular function: protein binding. The record is from RefSeq and is a predicted model, not a curated record.
CUAAUACAACCGGGAAGCUCCCUCCUUUAUAAAAUCAUCUCUUCGUUUUCAUGAGAUUUGAUGGAAACCAGAGAAACGAAAACAUGAGGCUGAGACUCAGAUGUUACGAAACCAGACAGACGCAGAAAAUUGAAUUGCCAGAUACAUGCACCGUUCUUCAACUUCAACAAUCCCUUUCCGCUUUUUCACCUUCUUCUGUCCGUUUAUCUCUCAACCGAAAAGACGAGCUCGCUGCGUCGUCGCCGGAUGAUUCUCUGGGCUCCCACGGUAUCACCACCGGGGACCUUGUUUAUUACUCCAACGAUCCCAUGGCUUUUACCUCUCCGUCGCAAACCCUAGUGUCCGCCUCCUCUUCUGUACAAGCAACGCUUCAUAGUGGAUCCACCAGUGCCGUAGAAACUGAAGAUUCCGUAAAACUCGAGGACCGAGAUGAAGAGAUGGACGAAGAAAGCUCGGUUCAAGACCGGUUAGAGGAGGAUUUUCUUUCGAGUCUCGAAAAGGGAAGAACCUCAAUUCAAGAUUAUGCAGAAGCUAUGCAUGUGGAUGAUGAAUAUUUAGAGAUAGCUGGUAGACGAAAAUUCUCUGAGCCUUCUUUCUUGAGGAGAGUAUUGACGGCGGAAUUAGGUGAUAGUGGUAGUCAAUACAAGCUGUUGAUCGCGGUCCACGCGGUGUUUUUGGAUUCGGGUUUUGUCGGGUUCGAUUUCGUCUCAGGUAGGCGAGUUGAUCGGUUGAAUUUACCUGACAAGUGGCCUUCAAUGGUCUUUUCUCUAUCUCUUUGGUACACUUUGCCUGAACUUUUGAGCAAUGGUUCUAAUUCACCUGAAUUGAUUGUUUUGAAGUUUCAAAAGUUAGGUCAUUUUGAUAAUGUUUAUGGAUCAUUAGCUUCUGGUGGUGCAGGGUUGUAUAGGGUAUGUUUGGAUGAAAAUAAGUUUCUACCAGCCAUAGAUUUGAUCUUAGGAGAUUGCGAUGAGAAUGGCAGGAUGGAUGAUAAAAAAUAUUGGAUUUUAGAUUAUGAGAAAGUAGUUUUUGAUUUUUGGAGAAUGGUGAAGGAUGGAAUUGUGUUGCCAUUGUUGAUAGAUCUUUGUGAUAAGGCUGGUUUGCUUCUUCCCGCUUGCUUGAUGCGUCUGCCAACCGAACUGAAAGUGAAGAUUUUGGAGUCACUUCCUGGUAUUGAUGUUGCCAGAAUGGGAUGUGUUUGUACU